ACGAUGUGUUGUGGUUGAGCCGGGGGGGUUGGUGCGUUAAACACUAGCAAGGAAGGAGGAUGCGAUUUUCUAACAACGAAACGAAUGCCUUGGAUUAGGUCCUGCUGCAACUUUUAAAGACAUUACAACGUUCACAUGAAGAUUAAACAUCCGUUGCCUGACGGUUUUCUUUAUAAUUGUUAGCGAGGAGGCAGAGCCGCUGGUGAACGCAGCAUGCGGUAAGUGAGCCAGAACCUGCUCCCCUAACGCUGCCAGCUGUACCUGGAGUGGCUGCGGGCGGCGCGAGUGGCCGGUGUGGAUGAAUGAAGCAUGAAGAGCCCGGUGCACCGAUGCAGGGACCCGGAGCACGGCCGUGGAGAGCACGGCCGGGGGGACCAUGGCCGAGCGGAGUCCCGGCAGGAGUCCCGGGCCGGCUACCUGCAGGCCGAGCAGCGCAUCCCCAUCUCCAAGGACAUCAUCACCUCCUCCUCAGCCUCAGCCAUGUGGUUCAUCCGGGACGCCUGCGGCAUUGUUUGCGCGGUCAUCACCUGGAUGCUGGUGCUCUACGCCGAGUUCGUGGUGGUGUUUGUCAUGCUGCUGCCCUCCAAGAACCUGACGUACAGCCUCAUCAACGGCGUGGUGUUCAACAGCCUGGCCUUCCUCGCCCUCGCCUCGCACUUCCGGGCCAUGUGCACCGAUCCUGGGGCUGUGCCAAAAGGAAACGCUACGAAGGAGUACAUCGAGAGCCUCCAGCUAAAGCCAGGCCAGGUGGUCUAUAAGUGUCCCAAAUGUUGUAGCAUAAAGCCAGACCGAGCUCACCACUGCAGUGUUUGCAAGCGGUGCAUCCGGAAAAUGGACCACCACUGUCCCUGGGUCAACAACUGCGUCGGGGAAAACAACCAGAAGUACUUUGUGCUUUUCACAAUGUACAUUGCACUCAUCUCCCUCCAUUCUCUGACAAUGGUGGUGUUCCAUUUCCUCUACUGCUUUGAGGACGACUGGACAAAGUGCAGUUCCUUCUCCCCCCCGGCCACAGUAAUCCUCCUCAUCCUCCUGUGCUUCGAGGCCCUCCUCUUCCUCAUAUUCACCUCUGUGAUGUUCGGUACCCAGGUCCACUCCAUCUGUACCGACGAGACCGGCAUAGAGCAGUUGAAAAAGGAAGAGAGAAGAUGGGCUAAAAAAAAUAAAUGGAUGAACAUGCGGGCGGUUUUCGGACAUCCGUUCUCCAUAUUGUGGUUUAGCCCCCUCGCCACGCCCGAACAAGGGAAGGCUGAAACCUACCAGUAUGUGGUGUGAGAGAGAGAAAGAGGGAGAGAGAGCGAGAGACAGACCGAGAGAGAGAGAGAGAGAGAGAGACCGAGAGCUCAGUAAGAGGAGCUGGCAAGCUGAAACCAUCCAACCAAACUAAACCAAACCCCUUUCAACCAAUCCCCGCCUAGCUGGCCAAGACUAGCCAGCUCAUUUACGCCUGCUGCUCCCAAAUGCUGAACCUGAUCACUGAACUGUGACUACUACACUACCCACGGACAGCUCCUUCCUGUGUUUCUUAUGCUGAUGAGAACAUGCUUUUCAUUUUAUUUUUCCGCUCUAAAAGAGGGGAAGAGACUUCACUGGGAAGAGUCGCAGAGGAAAAGAAACCUCUUUCUGCGUGUGAAAGGUUUUCUGGUAGAAUUGCAGACAUGAAACUAAAAUUGUGAUAUUGUUUUUGACAUUCCUCCAUAAUUCCCAGCUCUGAAACGUUUGCGUGUUUGUAUUUUAUCAAUCGUUAGUCGAGCGACAGCAAGGCCAUCAUAUUAACAGAGCAGAUGUUGUUUCUUAAGGUGUUCAUUUUAGCUGUUUUGUUAUCAGAACAUUCUUGCGACUGAUGAACAUAUAAAUUCCCCAGGCCAUCUAGUUAUUCAUCAAGCAAUACCUUUCCUUUCAUUAGGCAUAAUGGAGACACGUCGAUUGGAACACCUAAUUGCAUGCAAGCAAGGCCCACUUAAAUCUCAUCAUCAAAGUUUAAUCAAAGGGUGUUUUUCUUUUUGCUUGAAAGGAGUCUCUUUUUUCCAGGUGUGUGAUUAGUUGGGACUGUGAGUUAAUUUGGAUGUCAAAAGCGCAAAACAGUCGUUGUUUUGAGGGAAAAAAAGAGCAGAUCUUUAACAGAUAUCUCUGUAUUCAAACAUCGUUUUCAGCCGCAACGACUGACAAGUGAACCUGUCUGUUUGAAGCACAAUUUCGGCGCGUAUGACUGAAACAGGGAUGGUCUUGGUUUGUGUAACUUCACUGUAACAGUCCAGUUCAAGCAUUUAACUAUUAAACCUUACUGUCACUAUCUGCACUAUUAAAGGAGCGCUGUUUAAGAUUCUAUAGUGCUGGGCCUCUAGUGGUUUACAAGUACACUGAGUUUAUAUACUUUGUAUUUUUCAUGUCUAGUAAAAAUUUGGUUGAAUUUGUGUAAAUGUGCUAAUAGUCAAUCCAAUUGUUUAUUACCGUCAAUUCACAUUUUGCUAUUGUGACCUAUUAGGAGGAUUUCCAUUUGAUUUAAGGCCCAUAAUUCAACUAGGGAAGGUCAAGAUAAUGGAAAACUAUCCUAGCUGGACAUGUUACUUUGUGUGGUUAGAACACAGCAAAAUCUAUAUAUUUUCAAAGUCUUAUCUUUUAAUGUUAUUAGUUUUCUCAAUCUUACACAGUGCCCCUUAUGUACUACUUGGCUGACUUGCACUUUUUAAAUAAUUUUGUUACUUUUUAUCUCGCCAACUUCUCUCUGUUCAACAGUUCAUUUUCUUUGUUUUACUCUGUUUUUGUAUGAUGUGCGUAUCUCUUUAAUUAUAUGACUGCAUGGUUCAUGGUAGGACAUAUUUUUUGUAGGUGAUUAUUCUGCUGGUGUGCUAUUGCUGAGUUUUGCCAGUGAUUGGUGAGAGUGCUGUAGCAGAUAUUGGUGUUUUUAUGUUUUAAACAUUUCUAAUUAUAAUUAUUCUGAAGAACUUUGAGUACAUGUGCAAAGAAUAAAUUAUUCUUGGUUGUGUGUGUGUGUGUGUGUGUGUGUG
Molecule: messenger RNA, 3008 nt
Organism: Gadus chalcogrammus (walleye pollock)
Lineage: Eukaryota; Metazoa; Chordata; Actinopteri; Gadiformes; Gadidae
Gene: zdhhc3a
Product: zinc finger DHHC-type palmitoyltransferase 3a
Exons: 7
Coding region: 310-1275 (321 amino acids)
Biological process (GO): protein targeting to membrane; peptidyl-L-cysteine S-palmitoylation
Cellular component (GO): Golgi apparatus; endoplasmic reticulum
Molecular function (GO): protein-cysteine S-palmitoyltransferase activity
Source: RefSeq, a predicted model, not a curated record